UUGAAGGCCGGCGCAGGCUGGGUGGUGGCUGUGCCUAAGCGGGCCCGCUGCCAGUGCGAUGGACUCCACGGCCUGCUUGAAGUCAUUGCUUCUGACCAUCAGCCAGUACAAAGCCGUGAAGUCCGAGGCGAACGCCACUCAGCUUUUGCGGCACUUGGAGUGAAGGCGAGUGAAUGUCGGGGUCCUCUGGCCGCAGCGAGAGGCGGGAGCGCCCAAUGAAGGCUCCAGGAAAAGCGGGAGUGGGACCAAAGUUUGGGAAAUUUGGGCUGUUUUGGGGUUUCUUCAUUGUCCCUUCACAUAAGAUUCAGGUAAUUUCUGGACAGAAACUCACACGACUGUUUACAUCAAAUCAUAUAUUAACAAGUGAAUGCUUGAGUUGUCUUGUAGAGCUACUUGAAGACCCAAACAUAAGCGCUUCACUGAUAUUAAGUAUUAGCAGUUUGCUGUCUAAACUAGCUGUAGACAGGGAAACCAGAGAUUGUCUUCAGAAUACAUACAAUCUGAAUAGUGUGCUAGCCGGAGUGCUUUGUCGGAGCAGCCCCGCGGAUUCAGUGUUCCUGCAGUGCAUUCAACUUCUACAGAAGUUAACAUAUAAUGUCAAAAUUUUCUAUUCUGGUGCCAAUAUAGAUGAAUUAAUUAUGAUCCUGAUAAAUCACAUUCAAUCUUCUGAAGAUGAGUUAAAAAUGCCUUGUCUAGGAUUAUUGGCAAAUCUUUGUCGGCACAAUCUUUCUGUUCAAACACACAUAAAGACAUUGAGUAAUGUGAAAUCUUUUUAUCGGACUCUUAUUACCUUGUUGGCCCAUAGUAGUUUAACUGUGGUUGUGUAUGCACUUUCAAUAUUAUACAGUUUGACAUUAAACGAAGAGGUGGGGGAAAAGCUGUUCCAUGCUCGAAACAUUCAUCAGACUUUUCAACUAAUAUUUAAUAUUCUCAUAAACGGUGAUGGCACUCUAACUAGAAAAUAUUCAGUUGACCUACUGAUGGAUCUCCUUAAGAGUCCUAAAAUUGCUGAUUAUCUUACCAGAUAUGAGCACUUUUCUUCAUGUCUUAAUGAAGUGUUAGGUCUUCUUAAUGGAAAGGAUCCUGACUCCUCUUCAAAGGUUUUAGAAUUACUUCUUGCCUUCUGUUCAGUGACUCAGCUGCGCCAUAUCCUGACUCAGAUGAUAUUUGAACAGUCUCCAUCUGGCAACACCACUCUAGGAAGCCGUCCUAAAUGUUUAGAACCUACUGUGGCUCUACUGCGCUGGUUAAACCAACCUUUGGACGGAUCAGAAAACUGUUCUGUUUUAGCAUUGGAGUUGUUCAAGGAAAUAUUUGAGGAUGUCAUAGAUGCUGCUAACUGUUCUUCAGCUGAUCGUUUUGUGACCCUUCUGCUACCUACAAUCCUCGAUCAACUUCAGCUCCCAGACCAAAAUCUAGAUGAGGCUUUAAUAAGAAAAAAAUGUGAAAGGAUGGCCAAGGCCAUUGAAGUUUUGUUAACUCUCUGUGGAGAUGAUACAAUGAAAAUGCAUAUUGCAAAAAUCCUGACAACUGUCAAGUGUGCCAGUCUGAUAGAACAACAGUUUACAUAUGGCAAGACCGACCUGGGAUUUGGAACAAAGAUUGCGGAUUCUGAAUUAUUCAAACUUGCUGCUGAUGUAAUUUUGAAAACUCUUGAUUUGAUUAACAAACUUAAACCACUGGUCCCUGGUAUGGAAGUAAGCUUCUACAAAAUCCUUCAGGACCCACGUUUGAUUACUCCUUUGGCUUUUGCUUUAACAUCAGAUAACAGAGAACAAGUACAGUCUGGACUGAGAAUAUUAUUGGAAGCUGCUCCGCUGCCAGAUUUCCCUGCUUUAGCACUUGGAGAAAGUAUAGCGGCAAAUAAUGCCUAUAGACAACAGGAAACAGAACAUAUACCCAGAAAAAUGCCUUGGCAAUUAUUAAAUCACAGUUUUCCAGCAUCAGUAAAGUGUUUCACUCCUCCUCGUUUGAAAGAUGGCAUUCCUGGAUUGAAUAUUGAAGAAUUAAUAGAGAAACUUCAGUCUGGAAUGGUGGUAAAGGAUCAGAUUUGUAAUAUGAGAAUAUCUGACAUAAUGGAUAUAUAUGAGAUGAAACUAUCCACAUUAGCUUCCAAAGAAAGCAGGCUACAAGAUCUUUUGGAAACAAAAGCUCUCGCCCUUGCACAGGCUGAUAGACUGAUUGCUCAGCAUCGCUGUCAAAGAACUCAAGCGGAAACAGAGGCACGGACACUUGCUGGUAUGUUGAGAGAAGUUGAGAGAAAAAAUGAAGAGCUUAGUGUGUUGCUGAAGGCACAGCAAGUGGAAUCAGAAAGAGCCCAGAGUGAUAUUGAGCAUCUCUUUCAACAUAAUAGGAAGUUAGAGUCUGUAGCUGAAGAGCAUGAAAUACUGACAAAAUCCUACAUGGAACUUCUUCAGAGAAAUGAAAGUACUGAAAAGAAGAAUAAAGAUUUACAGAUCACAUGUGAUUCUCUGAAUAAACAAAUUGAGACAGUGAAAAAGUUGAAUGAGUCACUUAAGGAACAAAAUGAAAAGAGUAUUGCCCAAUUAAUAGAGAAAGAAGAACAGAGAAAAGAGUUACAGAAUCAGCUAACAGACAGAGAAUAUAAGCUAGCAAAUUUGCAUCAAAAAACAAAAGUACAAGAAGAAAAGAUUAAAACCAUACAAAAAGAAAAGGAAGAUACGGAAGAAACCGUUGAUAUCCUUAGAAAAGAAUUAAGCAGAACAGAACAGAUAAGAAAAGAGUUGAGCAUUAACGCUUCCUCCCUAGAGGUUCAAAAGGCACAAUUAGAAGGUUGUUUGGAAGAGAAAGAGUCCUUGGUGAAACUUCAGCAAGAAGAAUUGAACAAACAGUCCCACAUGAUAGCAAUGAUCCACAGUUUAAGUGGUGGAAAAAUAAAUCCGGAAACUGUGAAUCUCAGUAUAUAGACAUUAUGGCGUUUUGGAAUUUGUAAUCUAAUGAUAUUUUUGAUGUAUUUAUCUAUUGGAGCUGGGCGGGUAGGGGAUUUGUGACUUCACAACAAUAAAAUAUUAUUAUCUAAUUUAGUAAAGAACUGAUCUGAUGCAUGUUUUUUAUUUGACUUUUUUGAAUUAGAAAUUUAAUUUUUUAAGUUUUCCUUUUUGUUUCUGGCUUUUAUUGCUUAAGGCUUUCUUUAGUUCUUACGUAGAACAUCCUUUUUAGCCUCUAUUAUUUUUCUCAGGUUCUUUCCUUUUUCUUAGUUGCUUUCUAUUCUGUUUUGCCUGUCUUAAUUAUUCUCAUUUGUGAUUAUUUAGAUCUUUAAGACCAAACUUUCUUGAUAUAACAAUGCUAAGAUUAUAAAUUUAAAAUAUAAUUAUUAGUAAAAAGAGAGAAGGUAUAAUACUGCUAGAGAAGUUUUUCUCUAAAGAAGCACAAAAGAAAAUAUUAAUGAAUUUAAAAUAAUUUUUAUUACUGCAUGACAUGACAUAAUUUCUAAAUUUGAAAAAAAUGCAAUGGUAAUCAACUGUAUAAAAACUAGAAAACUGUUAUUGUGUUACACUAUUACAUUUAAAUUAUUACAUUUAACACCAUAGUUGUCUCAUAAAAAAUCUAAUAGCUUGUAGAAUUAUUUGUAAGGUAUCUUUAGUUUCUUUUCUCUUUUUUUAAAAUGUUGCAUAGUGGUCCAUAUCAUCUAUAAUUAAAGUUUCUCAUGAUUGACAUAAGGAUAAUUUGGAUUCUAUUCCUGCUACAUAUUCAGAAAAAUAUUAUUUACCGUUAAUUCUGAUAUGAAUUGCAUUUAAUAUGUUGUCUUAAAUAGUUUUUAAUUCAUUCAUUUAAUUUUAAAGGAUAGGUUAAAUAUCUUUGUGGUUUUUUCUUAAGUAUAAGAGUCCUGUACUUUUCAUUUGAAUCAUAUGCUCUAACUACUAUGUGUAAGAAAAGUUUUUACAUUAAUAUUUUGAUUGAAUUUAUUGCUCUACCAUUUACAGUCAUUAAUUUUACUUGAUUUUCUUCACCAUGUAUCUCUUUAAGUGAAUUUAGAUUUUUUUUUGUACAGUUCUGGAAAUUUUUAACAAGUAUGCAGAGUAAAACAUUUUAAAUUACUACUUGUUCUAAAGAGGAGGUACAUUCUAUUUCUCUUUUGAAAUGGCAUUUUCAACCAAAUAUAAAAAAGUUUAAGUGGGUAGAUAUGACUGAAGAACAGAAGGUUCUAUAAAAUAAAAGGUACAAAAAGUUAAGGAAAUAAAUGAAUGAAUCAAAAACUCUAGGGAAAGUCAAUCUAUCUUUACGAUUUAGACAUCUUGAAGCAGCCUGUCCUAGUGCUGCCCUAUACAGUUUUCUGUGAUGAUGGCAAUGUUCUGUCCUGUCUAGUACCAUAGCCAGUGGCUACAAGUGGGCAUUGAGCACUUGAAAUGUGGCCUGUGCAACUGAAAAAAAAAAUUAAAAAUUUUAUUUCAUCUUAGUUUUCAUAACCACCCUAUUAGAAAAUACAGAUCUAUCCCAUUCUCAUAAGUAUGUGUUUAUUUAAAGAACUCAAUUUGCCUUUUCUUGAAGAUCUACGUAGUGACUCCAUGUAUAUAUUAGUAGCCCUUUUUAAAUAUAUUUUUAACCUGUUUAUUCUCAUCUUUUCUCCCUAAAGAGGAAAGUCCAUACUGCAGCUUUGAAGGUGAGUCCCAAUUUUCAUCCUUUACCACUUUCUGUCUCUUGUAGCACCUUUCAUAUUGUUUCUGUUUUUCUUAAUACCUUUACUAUAUUGGUUACUUCUUUUCUUGUUGGACUGUGUACCUCAUUUAAAAAAAAACAAAAGUGUGUCUAAAUUUUUUUUUCUAAAAAAUAAUUUUAAUCAAAUUUGAACCACCACCAUAGUCAGGGUUUUCCAUGUGUGUAUGCAUGCCCAUUUCCUAAUGGAAAAAACAAAACUUAGGAAGUGUAUCUUACAUUAGGGUUACUCACUUCCUCUUAAAAUUGUACUGGGGAGAGUUUAUCUCCAAAGUAUACAUCAACACAGUUCCUUUUGCUGUUUACACUGGCCACUUGAACAAAGGAGACACUUCUGAUAAAAUUUGGUUGAUUGAAGUUUAUACUAAAUUGGUCGUUAAUUUAAUGUCAGUAUAAAAAUAAAAUAAUGCAACUGUACGCUGUGUCUUAGGAAGUGAUCAGGUCAAUGUCUCUUAGGAUCUAUCUACUUAUUCUUUUCCUCCCUUCGGAUAGUUAUGAACUAUAUUUACAACUUUGCUACUGGCAUAUGUCAUUGUACCAAACACGUGUCCUGUUUGUGACUUAAUCUUUUGCAGUAGUUAGCAAACAUUUUCUGUAAAGGGCCAGAUAGUAAAUGUUUUAGGCUUUUUAGACAUAGUUUCUGUCAUAGCAACUCAACCCUGCUAUUGUGGCACAAAAGCACACAAUACAUAAAUUAAUAGUCAUGGCUGUGUUCCAAUAAAACGUACUUACAAAACUAGUCUAAAUUUUGCUGUUAGAUGUUACAUUUACUUAUUAAGAAAUGACUUUUCAUACUUGGUAAUCUUUAUCUGAAGUCUACUUUAUUUGAUGAUAAUAUAGCCACUUAAUCUUUUUCAUGUUUUCUGUUGUCCUGAUACAUAUUUUUCUAUUAGUCUACUUCUAACCUGUAUGUUUAUAUGUAAAAUUCAUGACUUAUAAAAAAAUAUAUAUUUAGGUCUUGCUUUUUAAAUCAAUUUUGGCAAAAUCUAUUGCAGUCCAGUUAGAGUUAAUACUGUACCACUUAACAUAAAAAUGUAAAUACCUUGUAACUAUAUAGGUCCAUCUCUCCGCUCCUGCAUACUGUUGUCAACAUGUGUAUUAACCUCUGCUUACGUAGCUAACCCUCAAACAAUGUGAUAAUUCUUGCUUAAGUAGUCAUAUGGAAAAACUGACUGUCAGCAUCAGUAUAUUCACCCAUUUGCUUGCACCAAUACAAUAGUUUCUUCAGUGUAACAUUCUACUUUUUCCUUUGGAAGUAAUAAGUCAUUCGUGGGCAGAUACUUGCAUAUAUGCUGGUUCUUUUCCACCUUGCAUCGGCUGGCUUUAGUAUUGUUGCUAAUUCUUACUUGAAUCAGUUCUUAAUUUGAUGGUUGGUUGCCAAGUGGUUAUUUUCUUACUUAAAGGUAGAAAAUUGAACAUUUUGGUAAUGUUAUAAUGUACUGAAAAUAGUAGUCUACAUGAAAUCACUUACAUCAUUCACAAAAUUAAAAUAUAGUACGUAUAGUUUUACAGUUAAUAUAGCGUGUACUUUUCGUGCGUAUUCUUACAAGCAAAGCAUGUGAGAUUUGCUUUCUAUACUUUAAGAAAAUAAAUAUGUACGUUAAGCAUACUGAUUUUCUUUAACUGCAAGACCCUUUGGAUAUUGUUUUUCUACCCCAAGCUUCUAAAUUGAGAAUUGCUUAUUUAAAUAAUGAGAUUCGAUUCAUUUGGGUCAUCACUACCUUGGCUCUCAGUGAUCACCAAUGAAUAGUAAAUGUUUAUUACUCAUAAUAAAGUAUUUUGGAUUAAGAAAAUAAUUGUACAUUUCCAGGCUUCACUGAGUUUACAUUCUAGAUAAUUAACUUUUAAAAAUAAAUUAAAACUUGGUUACUGCUUACGCCUGUAUUCCCGUAAUUUUGGGAGCCUAGGCAGGCAUAUCGUUUGAGGCAGGGGUUCCAGACUGGCCUGGGCAACAAAGUGACACCCUUGUCUCUACAAAAAAAUUUUUAAAAAAAUUAACUGGGUGUGGUGGCAUGUCCCUCAAGCUGCAGUGCAGUGAGCUGUGAUUGCAUCACUGCACCCCAGACUUUGUAUGUGUGUAUAUAAAAUAUGGCCUUUUUUUUUAAAGGCAGAUGUUUCAUUGAUUUUUUUAUAGUGUGAAUGAUAAGCCUGAUAAAUACUUGAAAGUGUAUGCCUGUGUACUUCAUAAAUUGAGAGGAAAAGUUGUGAACUCAAAAACUGAUGGUUUAUUUUGAACAUGCAAAUCGCUUUGAAACCUUAUACGGCCUCACUUGGUUAAGCAUUUGUAGUGAAUUGACUUUCUUCCUGGCGUCAGAUGCCUCUGUGAGGCCUGUUUCACUUAUGCUUGUGUUCAUUUAAACAUUUCAAAAUUACCCCAGAGAAAACUUAUCACUUAACCAUGAAUAAGAGGUAUCAUAACUCUUAAAACCCAGCUAUUUUGCCUGUUGGGCUGCAAGUAUCCCUUCAUAAUUGCAAGAAGGAGUAAGUAAAUCCAAGAAGGAGAAACUAAAGUUUCUUUCCAACUAAACGUAGUAUUGUAGUUGUCUACUUCCCUAAGGACCCAGUAUCUAUAUUUUCUCAAUACCUCAAAAUAUGAUGGAUAAUCCCAGGAUACAUAGCAAAGGACUUUUUGCAUGAUGUCCACUACUACAUUAGAGAGAGGCAUUUUCAAAGUCAACAGAGUGGAUUGGCUUUCACUUUCAUUAUGUCAUUAAAAACUAAUUUUCCACUAAGUAGCUGAGCAUUUGGCAGGUAUUUAGUAGUGAACAUGAUUUUGCCUCUCCAUUAAAUUAUAUUCACUGUUAUUGUAAGUAUUAUAUUUCAUCUCACUUAUCUCAACGAGCCAAAAGAUAUAAUGUGUUAGAGUAGCCUUAUGCUUUUCUCAAACUUCAAAUAAAAAGGCUUAUAAUUAGCCCUAGCAAAAGACAACACUGUUCAUCUUCAAUUAGGCAGGGUUUUCAUUUUACUUCAAAGUAAAGGCUACUAUCAACUACCGCAUAUUAAUUUGUGUAAUACCCACAGUUAAUCAGCAUGUUAGAGCUGAGAGAAUUCUGAAAGAACAGUGAGCCCAAGCCUGUUGUGUGAAGAAAGAUUCAUUCUCAGAAGAGAGGCCCCAUAAUUCAAACACAAACUGAUGUGACUGUUAAAUAAGCAUGUAUUGUUAUGAAACACACAGAAGUUUCACUUCUGGCAAUAUAUCUGAAAGAAAUGAGGUUGUACACUAAGAUUUAUGUACAGUAAUAUGGCACAAAAUUGGAAACUAUAUGCAAUAAUAGGAGAUUGGUUAAUCAGUAUAAGGUACAGUCAUGUAAAAUAAUAUGCAUUCUUUUUAAAAAGUUACUGAAAUAUAUAUAAGUACUUGGGAAGAGAUUUUUUGUGUGUUAAGUGAAAAAAAGUAAACCAAACUAUUUGUAAACAAUGAUUCAGAUAUCUGAAUAUCUUUAAGAUUUUUUUACACGUGUGCGUGUGUGUGUGUACAUAUAUAUAUGUAUAUAGAAACCGUGAGCAGUGGUAACCUCUGCCUAAUGAAAUUAUAAUUGACUUCUUUGGUUUAUAAAAUUACCAUAUUACGUUAACUUUUUAAAACCAUGUUUUAAAACAUUGGGUUGGUAACCACAUCUGGAUUUGACUUCUGGGUCUACCUAAGGAGAGUUUUUAUUUGUAUUUUUUUUUCUUUCUUUUGAGACAGAGUUUCGCUCUUGUUGCCCAGGCUGGAGUGCAAUGGUGCGAUCUCGGCUCACCGCAACCUCCGCCUCCUGGGUUCAGGCAAUUCUGCCUCAGCCUCCCGAGUAGCUGGGACUAUAGGCCCGCACCACCCUGCCCAGCUAAUUUUUUGUAUUUUUAGUAGAGACGGGGUUUCACCAUGUUGACCAAGAUGGUCUCGAUCUCUUGACCUCGUGAUCCACCCACCUUGGCCUCCCAAAGUGCUGGGAUUAUAGGCGUGAGCCACCGUUCCCGGCCGGAAAGUUUUUAUUUAAUCUCUUUUAUUCUUUUGUAAAAUGAGGAUAAUACAUACUUACUAGAAAAAAGUUGAAAAAAAUACAAAUAAAGCUCAUGGCUUUUAGUAGAUUUUCAAUAAUGGUUUCUCUCUCUUUUGGAGAAGGAAUGAAAAAGGUUUAUGUCCUUUGUCCUUGGUAUCUUCUUUCUCUUCAUGAAACGUGUAGCCAAUUGAGAAAGUAAAAUUAACAAUAAAGAUUCUCUGUUACUUUUGCAAGUAGUGGAGGAUGGAGAGAUUAGGAGUGAAAUCUUUAAAUUAUUGUCUACAACGAGAGUAACAAUUUUAUUGACUAGACUAGUCUGGAUUGCUCAGACUUAUUUCUAUUAGGUCUGAAUUAUAAGCAGUGUUAAAUUAACAUCUCUUCUUGAAAGAAGCAUUUUUCAUACUUCAAAUUAGCCUUCUCUUGGAUGUCAUAGUAUUUUCUGAUGACUGUACCUGCAAAAUUCAUUGUGAGGUUGUACAUUGUUAUUUCUUUAAUUUCCUGGAAGAGAUUAUGAGGAAAAGAUGUACUUAAGAAAAGUUUGCCAAAUUUUAGUAGUAAAACAACAUAUCUAAGACUUGGAUCCCAUUAUAUUCCCAGCUCUUUUCACAGAUUUAAAAGUUUUCCUAAUCUAUGUUAGUAUUUCUACUUAGAAAUAUCAUUCUGUAGUAGCCUCUUAAAAGUCCAAAAACACUUAGUGUUAUCUACCUCGAAGUACAGAUGUAUGCGUUAUGUUUUCAGAGAGAAAGAAAAUACAGGCCUUUAAUUGUAAUAUCAAGGAAGGGUUACAAGAAUCUUAGGAAUUUGUAUAGAAUCCAGAGGAGAGAGAACUUGAUAGCAGAUGUGUGAAGCUGGCUGUGUAAAAACAGAGAGAGUAAUAACCAAGGUCACCCUGAACCAUUUAGUGUGAAUGACAUUUCAUGCAAAUACCCUUCAGAUAAGACUGACUGAAGCCAUGACUUGAAUUGCGGCUAUCCUUGAGCUGCUAAGUAAGACACUUAGAUUAUUGAUGUUGUAGCCUGAUGCAAGGAACAUAAUAUUUUGUUUGCCAUGUUGCCUGGGUAGAUGUGGGAUGUGAUCCACCCAACUUAUGAUCAUACUGCUGAUAUUUCCAGUCUGUGUUUCUUUGUAGGAUUAGUUCUGUGAUCAUUACAUACUAAUCACAUUUAUUUCUUUAUGCCUCUUUUAAAUCUUCCCUCAUUCUACAAACAAUAGUAUCACCUUAAUUUUACCAACUGUGUGAUUCUCUAUUUAGGAAAGUGGGGAGCCAGAGGAAAGUAAGAGAGAAUAUGAGCACAUGGCACAAAAUUCAAAAAUUAAAAGAUACAUGGACUUUCUGUUUUAACAUGCUAAGAGCUUGUCUCUCGCUCUCACAAGAAAAAAAAGCUGGACAAACUGAAAAAUUAGUGGCUUACUUUAGAUCCAUCAUAGAAUUGAGGUUACAGGACAAAUCAUCGUUCUGAGCACUGUAGAGAAUACAGUUGAGUAUGGAUCGACUUACCUGAAGCUCCGGUAGGAACACUUAAACUGUAAUUUUGACAAAUUACUAGAGGCUGUGUGAACAGCUUGGGAAUUUAAAAUUCUUGAGCGCCCUUCCAGUCAACCGUUCUUCAGAGGAGGACCACAUGCAGCUAUGGCACCCUGUCAGAAUGGCAUGAUCCUAAUGUCUCAGUUCCACAAGGAGUGGCCAGUGGCUGUUCAGCUCAACCAGGUGACCCAAAAGAUCCACAGAUACAAGGCCCAGCAGGCAAAAGCACACUACUGUCGCCUAUCACCCUGCAUCUGGACCCAUCCAGCCCAUAGUAAUACAUCCCACGGGAAGGUAUCACACCAAAGUAUGAGCUAGCAGGAGCUUCAGCUUAGAUGAGUUAAUGUGACCAGCAUCCAUAUGGUGACCCCGACCUUUGGUAUCUGUGGAUCCAAAGAGACAUUAGAAUAAGGCUGGUGAGUCCUUAAAGGCCAGCAACUCUGGCUGAAGGAGUACUACUCCAAGCUCCUCUUCUUCCCCAGGAAGCCCUUGGAUCCCAUGAAGGAAGACAGCUCUGCUGAACUCAAAUCGGCCACUCAGUUGACAGGACCAGUAAUGUGCAUGUCAGUGUCUACGAGGAGAAAGCCAGGUUGGUCUCAAACUCCUGACCUCGGGAGAUCCGCCCACUUCGGCCUCCCAAAGUGCUGGCAUUAAAGAGGUGAGCCACCUGACCAAGCCUAAACAUGCGACUGUUUUUCUAAUGCAAUUUGUUCAGAAACAAAAACUACAAAGGGAAUGUCAAUAUGCAUUUAAAUAACCCUUACCACCUAUUCUGAAUUGGGAGUUAGGGGAUGUCUUGGUUAGCGGAUACUCAUGUCAGAUUUGGAUGUGUGUGUGGUUUUUGUUUGUUUUGGUUUUUGGGGGUGGCCUGUUUUAUUAACUAACAAGUCAAAAUAGUUAAUAUUAUUUCUCAAUAAACUUACCUUAGUGUACAAACCUCCCCCCUCAAAAAAGUACUCUAUAGCUUUUUACUAGGCUCUCACAUUGUUAAAAUCUCCUUAGUGGUCCUCAAAUUUGAGUGUAUAUUAAAAUCACCCGGAGGUCUUAUUAAACUACAGAUUACUGGUACCCAGCAGACACACUGUUAUAGACUGAAUGUUUGCAUUCCCACAAGAUUUGUGUGCUGAAUCCUAACUCCAGAUGUGAUGAUAUUUGGCGGUAGGGCCUUUGGGAAGAAAUUAGGUCAUGAGAGUGGAGCCCUCAUAAAUGGGAUUAGUGCCCUUAUAAAAGAGGCUCAGGAGAGACCCAUGCCCCCACUACCACAUGAGGACACAGUGAGAAGAUACCAUUUAUGAAGCAAAGAGCAGACCCUCAUCACACACCAAAACUGCUGGCGCCUUGAUCUCGGACUUCUCAGCAACCAAAACUGUGAGAACUAAAUUUCUGUUGUUUAUGAGCCACCCAGUCCAUGGUAUUUUGCUGUAGCAGCCCAGAUGGAACUAAGACAUCCAUCCUCAGAGUUUCUAAUUUAGUAGGUCUGGGACAGCUCAAGAAUUUGCAUUUCUAACAAGUUCCCAGGCAGUGUUAAUGGCCCUGAUCUUGGUACCAUGUUUUCAAAUUUGCUGUCUUAAAAUACCAGUGCCGUGGUGUCUUCUUCCACACCUAUUUUGAGAUAAUAGACCCCAGUUGGUGUUGGAUGCUGUGAGGAGCUGUGUAUUAUGUUAAAUUUCCACAAAGUGGGAAUACGGAAGUAACUGAAAUACCAAGCACAUCAUCAAAAGUUGCUUCUCAGAAACAGUGAGGGUUUAUUUUCAUACUGGUUUAAGAGACAAUGUCUCACUGUGUCAUAGAGUGCAAUGGUGUGAUCACAACUCACUGUAGCCUCAACCCAUGGGCUCAAGUGAUUCUCUUGCCCUCAGUCUCACAAGUACCUGGGACUACAGGUGUAUGCCAGCAUGCCCAGCUAAUUAAAAAAAAAAAAUUAGUAGAGAUGGGAUCCUGCUAUGUUACCCAGACUGGUCUUGAACUCCUGGCCUCAAAUGAUCCUCCUGCUCUGAUCUCCCAAAGCACUGAGAUUACAGGCAUGAACCACUGAACCUGACCUAAUGAUUUCUUGUAUCAUUUUUCUUAAGCUUCAGGAACAACUUGUAAAGAUGACAAUUAUGAGACUAUUUUUACCAUAUAUCUUUGUGAUAAAAAUGAAGACAAAAACCAGUGUCUCAUUUAGUGAUAAUUGAAUACCUCACUUUUUUUGAACUUAUGAAAGACCGAAUCGUUUUAAUUUAGGUUUAAAUGCCAUUGGUUUGAUAGAGCAUUUGUCAGACAUCCUUCUAGGAAUAAAAAUAUUAGAGGAAAAUAUACUAUCACAUAGACUGGUCUAAUUUUCUGUUUUCAAGAAAAAAGAAUUAAUAUGGCUGACAUUGUGUUUUAUUAUAAUAUGCAAUUGGAGUUUUCUGAUGUGAGUCUUAGUGAUUACUCUCAUUCAGCUUUCUUUAAAAACCUAGGCAUCUCAUUAGAAUUCUGCUACUGAGCAGUGCAAUCAUUUGUGCAGCAGCUGGAGAACGAUCAUGUAUUUCACAGGACUCCUUAGAUUAAUGACAAGAAAUGCCUGGUAGUGACCCAUGAAUGGAAAGCAGGAAUCUUUCAGAAAAGCUCUUCAAAUGUAUACGCCAAUCUUUUUUAGAGUAAGUAUUUUUUUUUAAUGAUUAUGGUAAAGAUCUACUUGGUUAUACAUUGUUUCCCUUCAUCUAUAGAUUCAGUCUCAAUAUUCUGAGGUCAGUCCUGGCUUUUAUCUGGAGAUAUUUAACCCCCCUGCAGGAGAAGGCAGGGUGACGGUUUCACCUUGUUGAACUUGCUGUCUAGCCAGUCGUAGUUGGAUGUCCAGAUUCCAUUACCUAGGCUUUAGUCUUUUAACGAAAUCCUAAAUUAAAACCAAGUCCUGAUAAAUGGAUUCCUGUCCUGCCACAUGUAUUCUGGUUUCCUUUACAAAACUCCAAUUCCUCCAUGAUUAGGGCCUUGUGUAGUCCCCAGGUCUUUCAAGGUAUAUAGUCCCAGCUCCAUUUUUACAGUCUGGCAUCCUGUCCAGUACUUUGAAAUCUUUUGCUUGCCCAUUGGAGAUUCCAGUGUAUCUCUCCCUGGUUGAUCAUCAUAACUAAUAUUUGUGUAGGACUCUGCCUUUAACAAACCACCUUAAUCUUUUUAUACAUUCUCUUGUUUGAUCAUCAGAAAUUAUCAGGUGAGUGUGGUGAUCACAUUUUCAUUUAAUAAUUUAAUUACAGACAAUCUAAGGCUCAGAAGGACUAUGUAAACUGCCCAGGAUCUUAGAGCUAGUAAAUAAUAGAUAGUUAGGGGAGAUCAGGUCUUCAGAGCAUAAAUUCAGUGUUUUUCUUGUCUUCCCUUUGUGCCAGACUGCCCUGAAAUUCUGGCAUGCACUUCUGCCUGAACUUGUUUCUACUCCAUUCUGUUGGGACCUUCUCAAGGACAGUCUGCUCUUCAAAGCAAACUUGGUCUCCCCCAUUUUGCCUAUCCUCCUGCCAGUACUCCUGAAAAGAAAAAAACGUUUUAUUAUUUUUAAAAUAUUUAUAUCUGAAUCAAAUGAAAGUACAGUCCAAAAAAAUACAUAAUUUGAGACUAGAAAUAACAAAUUUAUCUCAUAAAUAAGGAUCCUGGUCCAUGGAAAAGUUUAUUUUAUUUAAUUCUAUCAUCAUAAUCACCACCAUCAUGUUUCAACCCUGAAUACAUUCCAGUUACCAGUUGUUGAAACAAUGGUAAAGUGGAACUACAGGCUCAGUAGCCAAUAUGGUGGUUUGACAGUUAUUCUUGAUGAGUUCAUCAUUCAGAUAAGCAUGACCUUGAUGGUAUUCUCUGGUACACCUCUGACCUUUAAUUUUACUGCCCUCUUUUAAACAAUAAGGGUUGCAUACCCUUGAUCUUAAAGAACUAUAGUACUUCCUAAAUCAAUAGUAGGAAAGUCUUUCUGAGAUGACAUAUUAGUCAAGUUUCUCCAGAGAAUUAGAAGCAACGGGGUGUAUUGUAUGUGUGUACAGAGAGAGCCAGAGUGAGAGAGUUAUUAUAAGAAACUGGCUCAGAUCUUCCGAGACGCACUGGAGACCAGAUGGGUGACCGUUCUGUUAUUUAAAGGUGUAAAAAAUGCAGGAGACUUGAGAAGAGAAGCCAUGGAAGGUACCAUCGAUGGAUCACUGAUAAAUCCUACAGUGACUGUCGAUCCAUUUCAGAUACUUGUGGCAGCAAACAAAGCAGUUCACCUCUACAGUCUGGGAGAAAUGAAGACAAGAACUCUAUCUGCUGAAAUUAUGUACAAUCUUUCCCCAAAUAACAAUAUAUCAGAGGCUUUGAAAAAAUUUGGUAUCUCAGGAAAUGACACUUCAAUUCUAAUUGUUUACAUUGAAGAGGGAGAAAAACAAAUAAAUCAAGAACACCUGAUAUCUCAAGUAGAAGGUCGUCAGGUUUCUCUGGAAAAUCUUCCUGAAAUAACAAAUAUUACAGAAGUCAAAAAGAUAUAUAAACUCUCUUCACAAGAAGAAAGUAUUGGGACAUUAUUGGAUGGUAUUAUUUGUAGAAUGUCAAUGACAGAUGUUUUGUUAAAUGUCAGAAAUAUUAACAGAAAUUCUCAGCAUUAAAGAAAACAUUGAUAUUCC
Callithrix jacchus (white-tufted-ear marmoset) is the source of this 14777-nucleotide messenger RNA. It is a transcript of the gene CIP2A, whose product is annotated as cellular inhibitor of PP2A. The record is from RefSeq and is a predicted model, not a curated record. Lineage: Eukaryota; Metazoa; Chordata; Mammalia; Primates; Cebidae.